AUGAUUUCCAGCCUUGUGGUGGAUACAAUUUAUCAGGAACAUAAUCACAGAAUAACUCAGUGGAAUGAUACACUCCUGAACCCAGCACUUCUAGAAACGUAUGCUCCUGCAAUUUGGCAAAACUGUAGUCCAUUACACAACUGUUUCGGUUUUACAGACGGAACAGUAGGGCCAACUUGUCGACCUGACCAAAACCAAGAGAUUGCGCACAAUGGGCAUAAGCGAGUAUAUGGUCUAAAAUACCAAUCUGUGGCACUACCCAAUGGUAUGAUGGCCAACAUGUAUGGCCCAGUAGGUAAAUUUUAUAAUUGAAGUAAUAAAUCUGUUUGGUUAAAUUUUAAAAUUUCAUGCCAAUCAUAAACUACAGAAUCACUUAUGUCGAUCUCAUUUUAGAGGGCACAAGGCAUGAUUCAGCCAUGUUGGCCGAUUCUGGUCUUCUUGAUGAUCUCGAGCAACAUGCUUUCUCAAUAACAAGAGAACUAAUGGCCCUCUAUGGCGACCCGGCCUAUCCUCUACGUGUUCACCUCCAGGUACCUUACAGAGGUGCAGGAAUUACACCGCAAAUGGAGCUCUAA
Molecule: messenger RNA, 575 nt
Organism: Pocillopora meandrina
Lineage: Eukaryota; Metazoa; Cnidaria; Anthozoa; Scleractinia; Pocilloporidae
Source: the annotation of a GenBank genome assembly